This is a messenger RNA of Anopheles arabiensis, 878 nucleotides long. RefSeq lists its product as uncharacterized. NCBI's taxonomy places the organism in Eukaryota, Metazoa, Arthropoda, Insecta, Diptera, Culicidae. The record is from RefSeq and is a predicted model, not a curated record. The transcript is spliced from 2 exons. The coding region runs from base 112 to 840 and encodes 242 amino acids.
UGCAAGAAAAGAACAGAACAUAAACAAAGCUACAAUGGAGUGCGUUUCUCCCCAAAUAGAUCAUUAAUUAGUUAUUUUAAUUGUGUUUGGGUGUUUUUUUAAUGCUUCAAAAUGGUUUGCUUGUUUGAGAGUUGUGAAAGCAAUAGGCAAACGGCGAAGAAAAACCACGAAAAUGGCAUUCGAUUCAUCUCAUUCCCCACAACGGACUACACCAGCGAACAGAUGCGCAAGCUGGGGAAAAAACGGCUUUACUGGUGGUGCCGAAUUUGUGGCGUAGAUUUCACCACAACGCUAAUCAAUCAGCUUCACAUUUGCUCACGACAUUUCAUUAAAGGUAACUGUGCACCCCUGUGGGAUGUCCACAACCCAGACUGGCUGCCAAGUUUAUUCAUCCCACCGCAAACUCGUGAACCCGUCGACGCAUCGACGAUAGAAAGCUGCAAAGAGUUCCUGCGCCACGAACAGCUCACCGAAGAAUCGAUCGCUAACCCACUGCUUGACCAGCGACCCGAUCAUUCAGCACUUCGAACGCUGCUAAUUGAUGAAAUCAUUGCCUACCCGAUCGGGCGAACGUACUUCUUGCUCGACGACGAAAGCGACCAUUCAACCCCGUCCACGUACAGCGCCAGACAGCUGGCGAAGGAGAAAUGUGUGUCCAAAUCCACCCCGAUCGGACGCAUGGUGCUGGAACGGAACGCUCCCGACUGUCCGGAGCGAAUGUUUUCGCCCGGCAGCACCGUAACGCAGCUAGAUUUGUCCGUCCCGCCACGCUGGGAGAUGGAGAAAACCAUCAUGACGCUGCAGCACAGCGUGCUGGAGCUGCUGAACCAUUUGGAUUGAGUAAAUGCCAUAUGCUGGGCUAUGCUUGAUGAAAUCGA